ACAACUUGGUUCUCGUCUGCUUUCAGUCACAUAACAGCGACGUCCGACAGGGGAGGAAAAAGCAACUUUGCCGAAAAUGCCCAGGUCGUUCCUCGUGGAUUCGCUCAUUGUGCGGGACUCGAAUGAAAAAACAUCCCCUGGAGUGUUUGAGAGUAACACACCUUUACUGCCUUACGCUGUGCACCCACCUCAUUCUCUGGCUCUUUCUGCGGGGUCGUGUCAUUCUCGGAAAUCAGGGCUACUCUGUGUGUGUCCGCUGUGUGUUACAGCCUCUCAGCUCCAUCCCGGUCCACCUGGCAUCCCUUUCCUGAAGGCGCAGUUCCCCAACUUCAGCCCACAGUAUUGUCACUCAGCACUGAGCAGGCAUCACAGAGCCAGCGGAGUCACUGUGGACCAUGGACCCAAUAUCUACUCAGCAUCUUACCCCAUGACAGAUCCAAGACAAUUUCACUGUCUUUCCCUUGCUACAGAGACCAGUUCCAGCCAACUACAGAGCAGCAAGAGGAUGCGCACGGCUUUCACCAGCACCCAACUACUAGAGCUGGAGAGAGAGUUCGCCUCUAACAUGUACCUGUCCCGUCUCCGCAGGAUCGAAAUCGCAACCUACCUGAACCUGUCUGAGAAACAAGUGAAAAUCUGGUUUCAGAAUCGUCGGGUCAAGCACAAAAAGGAAGGGAAGAACAGCAGCACGCCCCGCACACCCUCCAACUGCAAAUGCAGCUCUCUCUCAUCUACUCAUUGUACCGAGGAAGAAGAGGAGCUGCCCAUGUCACCUUCAUCGUCCGGAAAAGACGACAGAGACUUGUCUGUCACUCCUUGAACAUCAGUUUGAUAUACAAUGGUUCAGCGCAAUAUGUCCCAGGCUACCAUAGUCUUUCUAUCUCGUCAUUUUAAGAAUCAGACUUUCACUUUUUUAAAAAUAUAUAAAUAAAGUUCUAGUGGGAGAAGAUUAUCCAGAUCCGAAUUUCACAAGCGCACACGUUAAAUUAGUAUUUGACCACUAACAUUGUGACAUGUAUAAGUUGACAUUUUCUGGCUGUGGCUUUUAUAUAAAACAAAGUA
Messenger RNA from Stegostoma tigrinum, 1062 nucleotides. It is a transcript of the gene gsx1, whose product is annotated as GS homeobox 1. Gene Ontology annotation, cellular component: nucleus. The transcript is spliced from 2 exons. Gene Ontology annotation, biological process: regulation of DNA-templated transcription. Lineage: Eukaryota; Metazoa; Chordata; Chondrichthyes; Orectolobiformes; Stegostomatidae. The coding region runs from base 77 to 820 and encodes 247 amino acids. Gene Ontology annotation, molecular function: sequence-specific double-stranded DNA binding; DNA-binding transcription factor activity, RNA polymerase II-specific. The record is from RefSeq and is a predicted model, not a curated record.